Gongylonema pulchrum is the source of this 1596-nucleotide messenger RNA. The record is from the annotation of a GenBank genome assembly. NCBI's taxonomy places the organism in Eukaryota, Metazoa, Nematoda, Chromadorea, Rhabditida, Gongylonematidae.
AUGCAGUUGCUCUAUGGUAACGCAAGCGUACAAAUCUCACCAGAUUAUCGGUUUCUGAGAUUGUCAUCCGGAUUGUACACGGUCGAUUUGAAGACUGUCUUAUCACCAUUCGAAAUAUUCAUUUCGGAACAGGAGAUGACUGUGCAUUGCAUAAAUGAACGAGCAGUUGUACAGCUGCUUCCUGACUCAUCAAAUAUCGUCAUUACUACUAAUCAAUAUUCCAGGCAUCCUUUCCAUUAUAACGAACAGUUUUAUCAGAAAAUUAUUGCGCAAAAAUAUUUCUAUGAUUUGUUGGUUGUUUUUCUUUCUGCUGAUAGCCUUUUGCUCCGCAGGGUUAUUAUUGAUCGUGGAAGCGGGUUUAUACGCCUGGGAGGACAGAGAGUGCAUCCAAGCGGUGAUAUAAAUCUCCUGACAAUGCAACUCAAUAUUUUAUUGAAAUCCGGUGAUGUCAGCUCAGUUCGUGCUUCCGCAAAUCGCUCACGAAUUAUUUUGCAAACAAAUUCAACAAACAUGACUUCGACGGCUUCGCAUCAUUCUGUGGAUAUUAUUGGUGGAAAAACAAGCUUGCAUGCAUACACCGGCAAUGUUUCGAUGGAUAUCUUUGCAAAUGCUUAUUUGGAACCGGUGCCAACAAUGCUGACUCUAUUCCCAACUCCUUUUGAUAAUUUUGGGGGUAUUGGGCCAGUACUCGGCAACCUUAGCUAUUCGCACACGAAUGGACAAAAUUUGGCCACGGAUGAUUUGGUUCAGCCUUCUGUUCCAGUACCUUCAACAGCAUUCUUUCACUCAACUUCAACCAGAGCAAGCAGUAGCAGUACUCACGUUGCAGCAUCUUCUAGCAGUUCAGUCGGUGGAGACGGUGCGGAACCGGUACCGACUCGAUCGACUGCAACAGAUUCCUGGAUAAAAUUAAUAAAUUCAAGCACAAGUGUGUUAUCUCUCUCAACCAGUUAUCCGUCAACGGUUUCUCCAACGACCAUCUUCACGUCUAGCAGCGCGUCUCCUACAGCUACAGUAUCUUCAUCUGCAAAUAACUUGCAAAUGGGAGAAUUUUCCGGUUCCACAAUAACGCCUUUUACAACUGUGGAGCAAAGCAGGACCUCUCAAUCUAGCAUGUCCGUUGCUACAAGCACUGCUUUACGUACUACUGCUGGAGCAGCAGCUACGUCCACAAGUAUACCAACGAUAAUACAGUCUCCUGCCAUGAUUCUAACAAGUGGACCUUUGCAUUUAACUGCGUCAAUUGCCUCAGCUACUCCAUUAACAACUACUACUAAUCUUCCGUUCACUGAAUCCACCAUCAGCCUGACAGCCGCCGGCGCCAUAGUUACCGGUGCGCCUCUCUUCACAUUACCACAGCCCUCCAAAAGCUCGUCGACUACUAGCAGCACAAAUCAUACGAGCCGGACAGUGAGUAUUGGAGAAGCUGACUCAGUGGGCGGCUCAUGGGCAAUUGAUGAAAAUCAGGAUAGCAACCAGACCGAAUUUGUUGAAAUUAGCUGGGAUACUAUUGCUCAGAGCAUUGCUUCAACUACGAUGACAGCUGGGACGAUAACCGUUCACCAAGGUAAUGCGUACAAUUUAAGUUUUGCGUAA